AUGAGUUCAAGGCCACACGUUGGUAUCAUCGGUGCGGGCCUUGCGGGUCUCCGCUGUGCCGAUAUUCUGAUCCAGAAUGGAGCCAAGGUCACUAUCUUAGAGGCUAGGAAUCGCAUUGGUGGAAGAAUUUAUCAGGAUGACCUGGAGGGCCAUGAAGUGGAUCUUGGCCCGAACUGGAUCCAUGGACAGGGCGAAAAUCCCAUCAUGUCGCUUGCCCAGGCAACGCAAACUGUCACCUAUGAUCCUGCAGGCGGCAAUUUCAUGGUCUCGCGCGAUGGAAACUUCAUCGGUGAAGAUCUUGGCACCAAGGUCUCGGAGUUUGUAUGGGAAACCAUUGCGGAGGCUUUCAAGUACAGCAACGAGCACCGCGACAGCAUCCGUCCUGAGGAAAGUCUCUAUGAUUUCUUCCAAGAGAAAGUCCAGCAGUCAAGUUUCUCCAAGGAGGAGCAACAGCUCUGUCUAGAUGCGUGCAAGCUUUGGGGAGCCUAUGUGGGGGAGCCUACGGAGAGACAAAGUCUAAGAUUCUUUCGAUUGGAAGAAUGUAUUGACGGAUACAAUUACUUUGUUGCGGGAACCUAUAAACGGAUCCUUGAACAAGUUGCCAAAACAGCUCAAUCCCACGCUGACAUCAAACUAAACCACCCAGUUGUGAACAUCGACACCCCUACCAGAAAGACUGACACAGCUAUCAAUGAAAACCAGGUAACUGUAACCACAGUCUCUGGAGAUCAGUUCAAAUUUGAUGAUGUGGUGGUAACCUGCCCACUUGGCUGGCUCAAAAAUAACACCAGCGCAUUCACCCCCGAACUCCCACGCCGACUCCUCCAAGCAAUUGACAAUAUCUCCUAUGGACGCCUCGAAAAAGUCUUCGUCAAAUUCCCUCGCCCAUUCUGGAAAGUCGAAUCUGAAAACUUCAAUUCAAAUCUACCCACAACCCCAAUCUUCACCCAAUUCCUUGAGCCAAAUUACGCAAAUGAGCACCCAUCACACUUAGAAUGGAAUCAAGAAUGUCUCUCCAUCGCCUCUCUCCCAGAACCAUGCGCUCAUCCAACCCUCCUAUUCUACACCUACGGUCCAGGUGGUGCACAUAUUGUUCAGAGCAUCGCAUCUCUUGAUCCCUCUUCAAAGGAAUACAAAGAUACUUUAAUCGCUACGCUCCAACCCUUUUACUCCAAGUUACCCGGUUACGAUCCCUCCUCGACAGACUGCAUCCCCACUACUGUCCUUGCUACUCGCUGGCAAACAGAUGAAUAUGCGGGAUACGGAUCUUACUGCAAUUUCCAGGUUGGGUUGGAGCAUGGUGAUGUGGACAUCGAGGUUAUGCGCUCGGGUGAUGGGACUGGUGCGGAGCGUGGAUUGUGGUUUGCUGGCGAGCAUACAUCGCCGUUCGUAGCUCUGGGUACUACGACGGGUGCUUAUUGGAGUGGAGAACGAGUUGCUGGACAGGUCUGUGAACGGAGGAGAUUGGCGCGUGCUGGUGUGUCUCAUGGGAGAGAUGAUUCUCUGCCUUCUGCUAAAACGAAGCUGUAG
This is a messenger RNA of Penicillium malachiteum, 1530 nucleotides long. RefSeq names its product flavin monoamine oxidase family protein. Lineage: Eukaryota; Fungi; Ascomycota; Eurotiomycetes; Eurotiales; Aspergillaceae. Gene Ontology annotation, molecular function: oxidoreductase activity. The transcript has 4 exons. The record is from RefSeq and is a predicted model, not a curated record. Bases 1 to 1530 code for a protein of 509 amino acids.